This is a messenger RNA of Lottia gigantea (owl limpet), 1338 nucleotides long. RefSeq lists its product as hypothetical. The transcript has a single exon. Gene Ontology annotation, cellular component: plasma membrane. Gene Ontology annotation, molecular function: quinone binding; primary methylamine oxidase activity; copper ion binding. NCBI's taxonomy places the organism in Eukaryota, Metazoa, Mollusca, Gastropoda, Lottiidae. The record is from RefSeq and is a predicted model, not a curated record. Gene Ontology annotation, biological process: amine metabolic process. Bases 1 to 1338 code for a protein of 445 amino acids.
AUGGGAGGCAACAGAGAUGUGAGGAUCUCAAAGAGAAAAUGGCGAAUAACACGUGCUUUAGCCAUUUCCGCCAUUAUAUUGGCCGUCAUUUUCCUAAUAGUGUUAAUUGUAGUGAUAGUGGAACAAACGUUUUUACCAAGCUGCUCAAAAGGACAAAAUAUCAAACCCCGGAACUUCGAAAAGCCGGGUGUGUUCGACGACCUCACCCCAGAGGAAAUGAAUAGUGUCCGUGACUAUUUGCUCAACUUAGAAUCGCCAUCUCUUGUUCGCCAGGAGGACGCUAGUGUUAAUAGUAGCUAUAUAUUCCUGAUAGAUCUUCAUAUGACUUUAAAAUCUGCUGUGUUACAAUAUCUAGAUGGGGGACAUCGCCAACCUGAUAGAACUGCCAAAGCUGUGGUGUACAGAGGUGAUACAGAUCCACCACGUGUGGAGGAAUAUCUCGUAGGUCCCCUACCGCACCCUAAUUAUAACAUUCUAAUAGCCAACCCAGCAUAUCGACGCUUACCAAUUCCAUGGGAGAGUCGCCCUGUAGAUGCUGUAGAAUAUAAAAUCUUGUAUGAAAUAUUAACUAAAGCGACCAAACAACUGUACCCUAUCUUUCGUGAAAGUUUUGACCUUCAUCAUCACAACUGUACACCAUCUGAAAUGUGUAUGAUGUUUUGUGACUCAGCGCCUCGAGGAAUUAAAAGUGGCGAGCGGAAAACAUGGUUUGCGUCUUACAGGAACGUUGAAGGAUUCUACAAUCAUCCGUUAGGAUUUGAAAUUCAAAUUGGUCACGAGGGAAAUGAUAUAACAACAUGGGACGUAACUCGUCUUGUGUACAAUGGCCAAAUGUAUUACAGCGUAGAAAAAUUAAUUGAACAAUAUUAUCUAGGUCGUGUAAGGAAAAUUUCACAUAAGGUUGACCCUUAUGAUCUGCAGUAUUCGUCAUAUGAACGUCGCGGACCACGUGAUUAUGACACGCCGGGUCGCGGACCGAGAUUUUAUGAACCGGACGGACGAAGGUAUAGUGUUGACGGACAACAUGUGAAAUACGUCGGAUGGAAUUUUAAUUUUCGCAUGAGAACUACGACUGGUUUACAAAUAUACGACGUCCGUUUUCAAGGAGAACGUUUAGCGUACGAACUGAGUUUACAGGAAGCCAGUUCGUUGUUUUCAGGAUAUGGCGUUGUGUCUGGAUUUUCAAACUAUUUUGACAUUUCUGGCAUUGCUGGUGCCACGUCAUACGAGCUGGUUCCCGGGGUCGAUUGUCCCGGUACCGCUUCAUUCCACGACGCAUACCAUUACGUCGACUCUGGGCAGCCAAGAAUCGAAAUUCGAUUUGUAUUUUUGAAAUGA